CACAGAGAGAGCUCAUUUGUGAUCAGAGCAGUUUAUUGGACCUCAUGUCACUUUGGGUGGAGCUAAACACAGAAAAGUAUUUAAUGUUGAAGACCAGAGAAAAGAGGUACUGGUGACAAUGGCUCUUCAAGGGUUUGCAUGGGGGAUCACUGUGAUGAUCGCACUCUUCUUCAAAGGAGGUGACUCACAACUCGCCUGUGCCAGCCCUCCCAUCAACAGCAGGAUCAUCGGAGGGCAAGAUGCAUCUCCAGGAAGAUGGCCCUGGCAUGUUGCUUUUACCUUUGGCAACAGCUUCCUCUUCUGUCAGGGAUCUCUGAUCACCGAAGAGUGGGUGCUGACAGCUGCUCAAUGCGAACGCACUCCCUCUAUUGUAGUUUUGCACUUUGGAAUUGGUGAAGUGACUCGGGGAAUUGACAGCUUUCACUGCCACCCAAACCACACCUACUAUGGUGGAAACAUCUGCCUUGUGAAGCUGUCUGCUCCAGUCAACUUCACUGACUACAUCCGACCAGUGUGCUUGGCUGCAGAAAACAGCACUUUCUACGAUGGAACCAGCAGCUGGGUCACUGGUUUCAGUGACAACUUGAUAUCCUACCCUUUACAGGAAAUCGAUGUAUCAGUACUUGGGAACAGAAAAUGCAACUGCAGCUACAACUACAUCUACAUCUACAACUACAUCUACAACUAUCCAAUAACAGAGGACCUGAUGUGUGCUGGAAGUGAAAAUGGUUCAAAGACAGAAUCUUCUGGAGAUGAAGGCGCAGCUCUAGUAACCAAGAAAGACUCCAUCUGGGUCCAGAGUGGGAUUGUGAGUCUUACCUGGCCGAAUCUACCUACUAUCUAUACUCGUGUGUCCCAGUACCAGAAAUGGAUCACCGACACAGUCACUGGCAUGGACCCAGGUUUUGUUACCUACACCUCCCCAGGCAUUGACAGAGACUUGAACUACACCUGUCCUCCACCACCAACUACCACCCAGCGCCCCGACUUUACCAGUCAGCGCCCCGACUUUACCACCCAGCGCCCCGACUUUACCACCCAGCGCCCCGACUUUACCACCCAGCGCCCCGACUUUACCACCCAGCGCCCCGACUUUACCACCCAUCACCCCGACUUUACCACCCAGCGCCCCGACUUUACCACCCAGCGCCCCGACUUUACCACCCAGCACUCUACCACUGACGACAGCAUAUUUGGCAGUGGUGAAACUCUGAUUCCCGUCGCUCGAGUCUUCCCUCUCUCUGCUCUUGUUCUGUUUGUCCAUCUGUUUGUUGGUGGUGCUGGAAACUAAAUCAUAGCUUUGACUCAUUCUGCAUUCUAGUUCAUAACCAACACCAACUCUCUAUUCAUUAGAAUCAAAAUGUUGAUAUUUUUACUCUGAUUUAGUUUUAUUUCACAAAUUAAGAUUUCUACAAAGCAAAUGAAGGAUGUAAUAAGUUUAUCUGGUAAUUAGUUUAACAAACCUCUCAUAAAAUUCAAAUUGUUUAUUUUUUUUUCUGUCCUUUACAUUGUGUUGACUGUAUUUUCUUAACUGUAAAUGCCAAUUAAAUCUCGAGUGUUUAACAGACAACAGGUUUGGGAUUUUUAGCAGAUAAUCACACUGUUAUUUUAUUAAAUAUGAAACAAACAAACUGUGAUUAGUAAUAAACUGUGAUUAAAAUCAUUCAAAACUAUA
This is a messenger RNA of Xiphophorus hellerii (green swordtail), 1675 nucleotides long. Its product is annotated as serine protease 27-like. The coding region runs from base 119 to 1291 and encodes 390 amino acids. The record is from RefSeq and is a predicted model, not a curated record. Gene Ontology annotation, biological process: proteolysis. Gene Ontology annotation, molecular function: serine-type endopeptidase activity. Lineage: Eukaryota; Metazoa; Chordata; Actinopteri; Cyprinodontiformes; Poeciliidae. The transcript is spliced from 6 exons.